AUGCCACUUUACUCGAGUUAUGGCUCAUCUUUUGGUGGGAGUUCGAUGUACGGCUACCCAUCGGCAGGAGGCUAUGAUCUCGGUGGUGUUUGGCGCCCACACACGGGUCGUAGUGAAUGGGUAGCAAGCGAUUAUGGUCGAGGCUACCCAGAUGCUUUUGGAGGUUACUCUUAUCCUUAUGAUGGUAUGUAUGGCUCCCCAUACAACCAUGCCUUACACCGCAAUUAUUACCCCUCUCCCGUUGAUUACUAUGGAUCCUAUAACUCACUCGCAAUGUAUGAAGAAAACUUGCGAAUGAUGCAAGGGAUUACUGAAGCAGAGCGAUUAGCCAGGUGGCAUGCUAGAAUCCAAUUCGAGGAACUUUGUGAGGAGGAACGAGCUUUAAGAUACUCCCUAAUGGCUGAUGAGGAGCGUAUGAGACUUGGACUUGGGGGUGAUUCACAUUGGGCUUGCCGCUACGGAGGUGGGGGCUAUAACAUGCCGAUUGCUAGUAGCUAUCCAAGUCGUCUUUCACCUUGGCAUUCCUCCCGUUUACCACUAAGCUCAUCUUUGAGUUCUCGCUAUAGCCCGAUGUAUGGGAGUAGCAUUGGUGGUUAUGGGCUGGGAUUCCCAAGCAGUGCCUAUGGAGGUAGCUUGAGUUGUGGUCCCAUAGGUCGAAGUCACACAAGGCAGCUGCUGAAAGCCGAAGUGGACGAAGCCCGACGAUUAAAACGCCACCAGAUAGAACAUGCCCGACAGGCACGUCGGUUGAUGCUUUCGCAUUGA
Molecule: messenger RNA, 765 nt
Organism: Puccinia triticina
Lineage: Eukaryota; Fungi; Basidiomycota; Pucciniomycetes; Pucciniales; Pucciniaceae
Exons: 7
Coding region: 1-765 (254 amino acids)
Source: RefSeq, a predicted model, not a curated record